CCUCAUUAAAAAUCAUCUUGAAGUCAUGCUGCGUGUAUAUGAUCUUGUUAGUUGGUUUACCAUAUAUAAAUAUUAGGGAGGAAUAAUUCCAUUGAUAAAUCAAUUUCAUUGAAUGCUAAACUUUACCAGAUCGAUUUGUAUUGCUCUCAGACAGCUGCUUAAGACAUCUGACGAUGCAUCGAUCUUUCUCUCUUUUUCGCGUUUUGGAGCUCUCGAAAUCAAAAAUUGAGUGCAUUUUUGAAUUGGGUGAAUAUAUCUAUAUUUCCAACAGCAAUGGUGAUUUGGAUAGGUACAAGAUCUAUCGUGGAGCUGACAACUUAAAUGAUGAUUUUAUUAUGGAACACGUAGAGUUUAUUCCUACAUUCACGAAAAAGCCAAUUACAAAGGUCAUUCGUGAUACCUCAAAAGACAUUUUCUAUGCGCUAUCCGAUUCGUCUAUAUAUGUCUAUAGAAUAUCAACGUUCGAGAAACUCCAGAGUAUUGGCAGUUAUUGCCAAAACAUGUGCCUAUAUGGAAGUGACAAAGUUAUUUUGGCAGAGAGGAAGUAUCUUAACAUUUACAAAUGGCAAGCGUCUGAUCGACUUGUUCAUGAUAAGUCAAUCUCCCUUAACGAUCGGGCUCGUUCUCUGACAUGGAUGUCUUCAAAUAUGAUACUUGUCUCUUUUUCAAAUGAGUUUGUCGCAGUAAACAUUGAAACAUCUCAAUCAUCCUCCUUGAACCUGCCUUGGCAAACAUCGUCAUCUUUAGGACUUGGCAUGAGUUAUAUAGGAAUGUCUAUGAAGUUGAAUCGCUUACAUAUAACAAGAAUUUCCGACGAAGAAGUUCUACUGUCGAGAGACUCGCAGGGCUACCUGGUUAACCUUAAAUCGUUACAUGUUUCAAGACAACCAUUAGUUUGGCCUACAAGUCCACAGGCUGUCAUCUACAAUUCACCUUAUUUAAUCUCUCUCCAUUCACAAUACAUCUACGUUUGGAACAAGGAUACUCAUGCCCUUAUACAACAAAUUGGUAUUAGUAACAUAUCCUCUACCUUUUCGUGUGAAGGUAAUACCUUCUUUACGUCAAAUUCUUAUGUAUGGAUCCUCGUUCCUGAGGAUUUCGGCUCUCAGGUUGAAUCCUUGUUGCAGUCGAAUCAGCUUGAUGAAGCAAUAAGCGUCUUGGACCAGAUUGACGACAUGAAAUUUCCCAAACGGAAUUAUUAUCUUCGUAUGACGAAAAGAGAAAAAGCUUCUCGUUCCUUUUCAUCUGGUGACUAUGAAACCGCUAUGAAGUUAUUUACGGAAAUAUGUGAAUCUCCUUCUUUUGUUUUGAGGCUUUUUCCAAAACUUGUUGAAAACGAUUAUUCUGACGCAAUUAGUAUUUUGUCCUCCGGCCCUCCUCCUUCAGACCCACCCAUACUUGGAUCUCCCCAGACAAGUAUACGCCCGGCAUCGAAAAUCGAUUCUCAAGAACAGGACGAUGGUAAAUCUGUGGUAUUCAACAAUAAAAGAUUACGAAGUUUAAGUGCAUAUUUAACUGAUUCAAGAAGAAAAGCAAACCUCUUCUUAAGUUGGGAUGAAGAAACUUACCAUUCAUACCAAAAGGAUCUAUUUCGUAACGAGGAUGGAAGUAUAAUAUCUAAAGAGGAUCUGGAGAAUAUUGCUGUAGAAGUAGACACUACUUUGUUUCUUACUUACAUGGUAUCUACCCCGGCCCUUGUAGGAUCUUUGUUGCGUUUGCCUAAUCAUUGUGAAACUUCAGUCGUAGAAGCAAAUUUAACAUCAGCUGGAAUGUUUCGUGAGCUUAUUGAUUACUAUUUUGGAAAAGGAUAUCAUGACGAUGCACUAAAGCUACUGACUAAACUUAAUGAAGAGGGAACCUCUCUGUCCUCGUUUAAAGCCCAAGAGGAAACCUCGAAAUACGACGAUAUUCUUGUCUAUCUUCAAAAGCUCGGUGCUGAGGACAAAAAAUAUGUCUUUCAAUAUGCCAGGACUCCUUUAAGUAACGAUCCUACAGUCUCGGUAGGGUUAUUCCUUAAUGAUACAAGUGGGAGCAGUACUUUAUCGCACGAUGAAAUCUUAAAUUACCUUGAAACGGUAUCUUCGGAAGUUUCUAUCAUUUAUCUAAAGCAUCUGAUCGCUUCUGGAAAAACAAUUCUUGAAACUUUUUCGACUCGCCUUGGCCAACUAUACUUGCGUCGAAUCUAUGAAUUAGAAAGGGAAAUCAAUGAGAAAGAAUUAUCAUCUACCUUUGAAGAUGUCCUAAUAGGAUUUAUAAAACACUUGGAUGAAUCUAAGAACUAUGACGCUACUGCCAUUCUCAAGGACAUUGACCCCGAUGACCAUCAUUUGUUCGAAGCAUCGGUAAUCCUCAAUCGUCGCCUAUCGAGACACAGAAAUGCGCUGGACGUAUAUCUUGAUAAAAUGAAGGACUGGAAAGGAGCAAACGGCUAUUGUGAUUCUAUUUACAUGGACACUGGUGAGACUGAGCCAUAUUAUAUGUACCUUUCAGAUCUCGCAAAUCUACAACCUGAGGGUAUAAUAUCGUUUAUUACAAAGUAUAGCUCUCGUUUGAAGCUGAAAAGGAUUUUUUCUCUGUUACCCAAAGAUACCAGCAUGAGAGCUUAUCAUAUAUUCUUGUCUUCUCAAUUUCGACAGCUUUACGAAGAAAAAAAUAAGAAGGAAUUACAAUCGAAAUUAUACCAAAAAAGAAUUAAUGAUUUAAACGCGGAUCUGGCCCAUAUUCGUUCAGAGAAAGUUGUUAUAACAAGGGAAAAGACCUGUUUACAUUGCCACAAGCGCUUAGGAAAGAGUGUCAUUUCUAUAUUUCCAGAUGGUUCUGUCGUACACUACGGCUGUGCUAAAAAGUACUUGGUCCAUAGAAAUCUUCCCUAUGAAGCAUAUUAAUUUCCUUGUGAUUAUUUAUUAAAUAGAUGUUUAUAAUAUUUAUAAAUUAAACUUAGACCUACUAUGAAUUUCAAGUCUUAGUAUAGAAAAGGAA
Molecule: messenger RNA, 2979 nt
Organism: Schizosaccharomyces octosporus yFS286
Lineage: Eukaryota; Fungi; Ascomycota; Schizosaccharomycetes; Schizosaccharomycetales; Schizosaccharomycetaceae
Product: guanyl-nucleotide exchange factor
Exons: 5
Coding region: 174-2885 (903 amino acids)
Biological process (GO): autophagy; vesicle-mediated transport; intracellular protein transport
Cellular component (GO): cytoplasm; fungal-type vacuole membrane
Molecular function (GO): protein binding
Source: RefSeq, a predicted model, not a curated record